Molecule: messenger RNA, 1872 nt
Organism: Asterias rubens (European starfish)
Lineage: Eukaryota; Metazoa; Echinodermata; Asteroidea; Forcipulatida; Asteriidae
Product: glycosyltransferase 1 domain-containing protein 1-like
Exons: 11
Coding region: 168-1190 (340 amino acids)
Molecular function (GO): glycosyltransferase activity
Source: RefSeq, a predicted model, not a curated record
GUCAUAUCGUACAGCUGUUGUUUAUGUUGUCAACACGUCAACGUCAGCAAGCUGGAGCAUAGAGUUACUCUAUGGCUGGAGAGUGACUAGUGUAAAGUAGCCAAUAUUAAUUGGUGAACCCUUGGGUCACUAUCUGAUGAUGAUUCUUGAGAAUCAACAGCUUGUCUAUGAAGGUUUUGGUUCUUUCUGCACUAAGGGCACACACUGGGAACUUCUCAUCUGCUCAUAGAAUAAGUGACUUUUUUAAACAAGAUGGCAUUGAGAGUGAAUUAGUUGAUAGCAACGGCUUUAGCAGUGGUGUUGACUUCAACCAUCAUGUUGUCAUGACAGCAGCUGACUGUGUGCUAGCCAUACACGCCUACCGUAGUGGCAGGCUCCUCCUUGAGUGUCCUGUACCGUACGGCAUAGUGUUUGGUGGCACAGACAUCAAUGAGUAUCCUAAGAAUCAUGAGAAAUUACGGACCAUGACUGCAGUCAUAAUGAAAGCAAGGUUUCUUGUGAGUUUUAAUCAAGCCAUGAGGGAUCAGGCUGUUACAUUAUGGCCUGACAUUGGUAGCAGACUGUACACCCAGCCACAAGGAGUUGUAACCUCACCCUCCAGCCAUUUUGAUUUUCACCUCCAUCUUCGUGAUGCGUGUGGCAUUCCAGAUCACAGCAAGAUAUUUCUGUUGGUGGCUGGAAUGAGACCAGUCAAGGAUCCAUUGUAUCUGGCUCACCGUUUUUCAGAGUGGCAUAAUGAGAACAGGAGUAUUUAUCUUGUCAUCAUGGGACCAUGUUUGGAUAAUCAGUUUGCAGAAAAGGUCAAAGUAACCGCAAAACGGUUGCCAGGGGUUGAGAUGAUAGAACCUUUAGCACAAGAUGACUGCCAUAAAGCCAUGCAAGAAUGUACUGCUGUAGUCAACUCGUCGCUGAGUGAAGGCAUGUCCACUGCUAUACUAGAGGCUAUGGAUUUAUGUGUACCAGUGAUAGCACGCAACAUACCAGGAAACAGAACACUAGUUGAACAUAGACAGACUGGUCUGCUGUAUGACACUCCACAGGAAUUUAUCUUCUUGGCUAAAGAUCUUCUGAUGAACCCUGAGCAGCGGUCAGUAAUCACUGCAAAGGCCAAGCAGUUGGUCGAAUCCUGUCACUCAGCACAAGCAGAGAGGUUCAUGUACACUGGUCUCAUCAAGAAAAUGCUGCCUUGACAGAAUAAGCUUGCAAGCUGAAGCUUUGAGUGGAUCCAUCGGACGAAGAAAGCAGUUUAUAUAACAAUAAAGAACCGUUCUUGUAGAGCACAUAUCAUAAUAUUCACAUAAGUCUCUAUGUGCCUGUGUUGAACUUGUUCACCAAUUUUAUAGGGACAGGAUAAAAGGCCUUGAGUCAACCCACCCCCUUGUCUGUGCCAAGCAAGAUUAAUUAUUCGGUCAGCAUGAGAAAGAAUUCUUGCUCAACAAGGGAUAAACAGCAUACCCAAAUUUGUUUGAAGUUGAGGUAAAAAGAGAAAGAGACGCAGGGGAACUUCAGCCAUUGUAUGUAAAGAUGGGAGUAUCUAGAUUUGUUUUUCUAUAAUUUUCCCACACUUUUAUGGAUAGUGUGCUGUUUUUUAACCCAGCUCCAAAUCUGCCUAAACUAGACAUCAACCAAGAAAGUCUUGAAAAUUUACACAACUGAAAGCAAUAAUUUGUUUAAAAUAUUUUGAUAAAAACCACUAGUGUCACAAUAUCGAAUUGAAGCUGACUUUCCCACCUAAAUCUAAAUAGAUUUUUAUCAAAUGAUUGUAUAGAAAACGAUUAUAUUGUGAUUUUAAAAUGAUUUGUAUAGUACUGAUGAUUAAAACAUGCUGGCACGUUUUUUAAAUUAUUAAAAUUAAACAUAAGUGUUCUCCCA